Brassicogethes aeneus is the source of this 1542-nucleotide messenger RNA. The record is from the annotation of a GenBank genome assembly. NCBI's taxonomy places the organism in Eukaryota, Metazoa, Arthropoda, Insecta, Coleoptera, Nitidulidae.
AUGAUACAAUUAACUAAUAUGAUACCUUUUAAUAAUUUUAAGUCGAUUAAACGUUGUUAUUCUACCGCAAAAAGUAAAAAAUGGAAAAGCGUGGUAGGUUUAGAAGUACACGCUCAAAUUUUCACGGAAAGCAAGUUAUUUUCCGGCUCCUCCACAAAAUUCACCUCCCCAGUUAACUCCAAUGUUUCAUUAUUUGAUUGUUCGACUCCAGGUACAUUACCUGUUUUAAACAAGAGCUGUGUUGAAGCAGGAGUACUGACAGCCUUAGCGCUUAAUUGCAACAUAAACCCCGUAUCUACCUUUGACAGAAAACAUUACUUUUAUGCUGACAUGCCUUCAGGCUACCAAAUUACCCAACAAAGAAGUCCAUUGGCUUUAAACGGCAAGUUGGCAUUUCAAGUGUAUACGCCUGGCUAUCACAAGACGCCUUACAAAACUGAGGUUAAGAUUAAGCAGGUGCAACUGGAACAAGACAGUGGUAAGAGUCUGCACGACGAUGAUAGGAGUUUGGUGGAUUUGAAUCGAGCUGGAAUUCCAUUGAUGGAGUUGGUUUUCGAGCCUGAUCUUAAGGAUGGGGAGGAGGCUGCAGCUUUGAUUAAGGAACUGACAAGUAUUUUACAAAGGAUUAAUACUUGUUCAUGUAAAAUGGAAGAGGGGGCCCUAAGAGUUGACGCCAAUGUAUCUAUACACCAAGAAGGUGAACCUUAUGGUACAAGAACAGAAAUAAAAAAUAUUGGUUCAGUAAGAGGGGUAGCCGGGGCUGUCAAAUAUGAAAUUGAGAGGCAAAUUAAGGUUAAAGAGUCUGGGGGAACAAUAACAAAUGAAACUAGGGCUUGGGAUGCUGCAAGCAAAAUCACAGUGGCCAUGAGGGAUAAGGAGGAGUUACAAGACUAUAGGUAUAUGCCAGAACCAAACUUGCCACCUCUGCAUGUAGCAGUGGGGCCUUUUACUAGAGGUUGCGUAAAUGUAGAAGAAUUAAAAAAUAAAAUACCUGAACUACCAGAGGAGACCAGAGUUAGGCUUAAAAAUGAAAUGGGAUUGAGUUCUGAGCAAGCCAUUGUACUUGUGAAUGAUACUGCAUUGUUAAAUAUAUUUGAAACCGCUUUGGAAAAGCGAAAAAUAAGUCCAAAAUUGUUGGCGAAUUUUUUGAUAAAUGAAUUUAAUACUAUGUUAAAUAAACUUGAUAAAGAAGCUAAAGAUAUCGACACAAGUCCUAAGUUUUAUGGUGACAUAGUUGAACUCCUUGAAAAUAAUAAAAUCAACAGAAAUACCGCAAAAUAUUUGUUGGGAAAAAUAAUAGAAAAUACAAAAGAAACUCCUUUGGAGAUUUUACAAAAAGAGGACCUUCUUCAAAUAUCAAACGAGGAGGAACUAAAAGAAAUAUGCGCCAAAGUUAUAGAAGAAAACGAAAAAUUAGUUAAACAAUACAAGGCGGGAAAAACGAAAGUUUUCAAAGCCAUUAUGGGAUGUGUAUCUGCAAAAACUAAAGGAAAAGCUGACAUGGGAAAAUGUGAAAAAUUAUUAAAAGAUAUGUUGAAUUAA